GUAGACUGAAUAAUAACAAGGCAAGCUCGAGAGCCUACCUUUUCACAAAUAGUUGGACUGUUUUAGGUUAAUGACAUUGUUAUCUGCCAGAAAUUCGUAGUCAUCAUUAUUUCAUUCCAGCGAUUAUCAACGAUUUCAAUCAAAAACUACUGCUUGUUUGGUAGAAAAUACAUGAGUCAAGUGUGAAUUAAACAAUACUUACUCAGUGCAGUGGAAAUUUUGAAGGUAAAGUUAACACCAUGUCACAACCAGCCAGACCUGCUGCACCAAAACCAACUCCAAAACCUGGUCAAGUAAAAGUUUUUAGAGCACUAUAUUCAUAUGAAGCUCAAUUUAAUGAUGAAUUGUCAUUUGACGAAGGUGACCUCUUAUAUGUCUUAGAUAUGAGCAAUCCCAGUUGGUGGAAAGCUAAAAGUGGAAAACAAACAGGAUUGAUCCCAAGUAACUAUGUGGAAAUGAGUAUGGAGUCGGUUCCAAACCCACUUCAUGAAGCUGCCAAGCGUGGGAACCUGGACUUCCUUCAGGAAUGUCUUUCGAAUGAAGUAUCUGUUAAUGGGCUUGAUAAGUCAGGGUCCACUGCCCUGCACUGGGCAGCCUCUGGAGGACACAUAGAUUGUAUGAAAGUUCUUCUCUCCAAAGCAAACAUUUCAAUUAAUGUUCCUAACAAGUUAGGAGAUGCACCUCUGCACUCAGCUGCAUGGAAAGGUUUUCCAGAAGCAGUCAAACUUUUGCUGGCAAAGAACGCGCGUACAGAUAUUAAAAACAAUGACGGCAAAACACCAUAUGACCUUGCCUCAAAACCAGAAAUAGCAGUUCUUCUGAAACCAACUUUUACUAGAGUGGAUGAUGGUGACUACCUUGAUGAUGAAGACUCAGAUUAAUCAAAUCAUUUUGUGAACAUUUUAUGAACAUACUUAGAGAAAAUUAUUUUUGUAGAAACUAUAAACUGGACCAAAUCCAAGCAAUACAUAUUGAUUCCUAUGCAUAUUUUAGCAUACGAACAAUAUCAACACUCUUGCCAUAUUUUUUAUGUAUGUGCUUGAGUAUGGAUAUGUGUGUAAUAACAAUGAGUUUGUAAACAAACAGACUGUAAAAUCAUACAGUGUAGUUCAUGCUGGGCAUGGCAUUGGUUCAUGUUUUGCAGUUUUCUUUUUAUGAAUAUUUUGGUUGUAACUAUACAUAAUAUAAUAACAAUUUCCCGGAAAUAUAUUCAGGUACCAAGCAUUGUUUGUAAAAUAUGCAAAAGAGUUUAUCACAAAUUAAAGUCACAUGUUACAUCUAUGCUGGAGACAAUAGAGUUGGUCAAUGGAAGUCAACACUAUGGCAAGUUUAUUCUAGAAAUACAUUUUUAUUUUGAUUUAUUUAUUAUUCAAUAUAUGCUUCAACAAGUUAUUGGUCUCAAUUAAGUUUAAGUUAGGGUUCAGAAUACACAGGGUCAGAUCAUAUACAGAUAUGGUACAGUCUUAGAAAUUACCUUAAAAUGCUCUUCACAGCAUAGGAACCUAAGGCUUCACAGAGGUCUGGUUUGUGUACGUGUAAACUUACUAUUAUUUUACACAGGCCAAAAUGUGUAGAUUCUGGUAGUUGGGGGAAAAAUAUGUAAUACUUUUAAGAUUUAAUGUUUAAAAGCUCUACCACAUUUUGUUUAUAAGCAUUGUUUAUUGGUUCCUCAGUUUUUGAUAUCUUUAAAUAAUGUUUCAGCUUUGCAUAAACAAUGAGUGAGCAGAUCAAAACCUUUGGUAUAUCAUAUGUUGGAAGGUGGUUCUAAAAAGAAUGGAACAUUUGAUUGGAGAUAAUCUUGACAUUUUGAGAAUAGUUUGUCACCAGAAGAAUGAUGAUGGCAUUCCUUUCUGUGGUCCCAUGUAGCAUUGCUAGCUAAAUUUUGUUACUGACUUGAAAUGUUAUAAGCAAGUUGGUUAAAAUACUAAAAAUAACAAUUUUUUUCAUUGGAAUAGGAACUUGGUUCUACAUUUCAAUUUGUGCACCUCAGGCCAUUCUGCACCCCCCCCCCCAGACCAAGACCAGCCUAUGCCCCUGCUCUUUUCCAUCUUACCAAAAGCAU
Messenger RNA from Anneissia japonica, 2062 nucleotides. Its product is annotated as osteoclast-stimulating factor 1-like. Gene Ontology annotation, molecular function: protein binding. The transcript has 9 exons. Gene Ontology annotation, biological process: signal transduction. Lineage: Eukaryota; Metazoa; Echinodermata; Crinoidea; Comatulida; Comatulidae. Bases 240 to 881 code for a protein of 213 amino acids. The record is from RefSeq and is a predicted model, not a curated record.